GAAAAAUAAAAGUUAUUGAAGUUUUAAGACUAAAUUAUGGCAAUAGAUGGAAUUUGCUCAACGGAAUAUUGGAAUAUAGACCUCACAUGGAACACAUACUUUCCCAUUUUUACUCCAUGCUUUCUUAAAAUUGCUUUGAUAUGGGGUCCUGUUGCAUUUUUUUGGAUUUUUACUCCCACGGAGAUAUAUUACACAUCAAAAAGCAAAGAAAAGAAGAUUCCUUGGUCUACUUUAAAUAUUGCAAAAUUGUUGACAUCAGUGCUUCUGCUAAUUUUGUCAGCUAGUGACAUGUGCUUUCAGAUGUUUUUGUAUACUAGAACUGCUGUACCACCAGUUGAUUACUAUACUCCAUUUCUGCUAUUUGUGACAGUUGCAAAAAACACAAAUCCUAUUUACAAAUCCAUCCACGCUCUGCUGCACUCCUCUAGUCUCGUUCACCCCGAGUCCCCUGUUCUAGUCUCGAACGCAGUUCUAUCAGAGAUCGGGAAACUCCGAUAUCCUCGAAAGCAGACACCACAUCCCUCCCCACUUAUUUAG
Messenger RNA from Uloborus diversus, 537 nucleotides. RefSeq names its product ATP-binding cassette sub-family C member 2-like. The transcript has 4 exons. The coding region runs from base 37 to 537 and encodes 166 amino acids. NCBI's taxonomy places the organism in Eukaryota, Metazoa, Arthropoda, Arachnida, Araneae, Uloboridae. The record is from RefSeq and is a predicted model, not a curated record.